CAGGGCAGCCAGGGUCGCCUCUUCGCGUUAAAGGAAAGCACGGGAGCAUCUCUCAUGGAAGAAGGCUUCGGAAGGUUCGCACGAAGUGGUGGACAGCCCGUUGGUUGCGGUAACACGUCCACAAACAGUAUACUAUGCGGACUUCGUGGGUCCUAUUUUCGGUGUUCCUGUGGCUGUUCUGGAGAUUGUGGGACGACUUGGUGCCACUCCACGUUGCCGGAACUGUCCUCGGUUAUGCGUGGCUUGUCGGGACACUGUCCUACGUGCUGUCGUGCCUUUUGUGGAAGUACGCCUUUGUGACCAGGGUCAGCGGCGAUGGCAGGGCGGUGCUAAUCACCGGCUGCGACACUGGCUUCGGAUAUCGACUCGCCAAGAGGCUGUCGCGUGAUGGCUUUCUGGUGUUCGCCGGCUGCUUGAACUCGACGAGCGACGGAGCCGAGCAGCUCAAGACCUGCUCCAACAUCGAGGUAUUGCAGCUGGACGUGACAAAGCAAGAACAAGUGGACGACGCGUUGCACGUGGUCAAGAAACACCUGGGCGCCAGGGAGUUGUGGUCGGUUGUAGCCAACGCUGGAGUCCUGAGGAGCGGCCUUCUGGAGUGGCUGUCGACGGACACCAUCGUCGAUGUCUUCGAUGUCAACGUGUUCGGAGUUCUUCGCGUCACCAAAUGUUUCCUACCCCUUUUGAAGAAAAGCAAUGGCAGGGUCGUCACUGUGGCUAGUCCGCUAGGUCACUUCACGCUGCCCAUGAUGGCGUCCUACUGUAUGUCAAAACACGCCACCGUGUCCAUGAUGGACGCCUUGCGCCGGGAGUGCAUUGGCAAGGGCAUCGAUGUCGUCACCGUGGAGCCAUCAUCUUACAGGACAGCGAUAUUCGCAAUGAUCUCUACAAUGGACACCGUCAUGCGGGAGUUCGAGAGGCAGCCUGCAGAGGUCGUCGCCGACUACAGUCUUGAGGAGGCCCAGCAAUGGAUUUGGACGACAGCGGGCAUCUUCGACGCUGGCGUCAGGGAAGACCCCGAGGAAGCCGUCGACCUCAUCGAGAAGGCCGUCAGGGAGACCUACCCGAAAGCUCGGUACCGGUCCCCCUGGAGCCUCGGUCGACUCUAUGUGUCCUGCAUGUCCUCGCUACCCAGCGAGGCAGCCGACGUCAUCGUCCAGCUUACGCGGCAAGUUCAGCUCAGGACGAAAUGGAGGAAUGUUGCACGCUUUAAACUAUGAGAGAAGUAUACUUGGACCAUCGCCGACGAACGUGUACUGUUCAGCACUAAAGAUCAGAAUUUUGUUUAGCCUCGUGUAAUAUUUCUCGAGCAACUUGGCGAACAGAGUACACCUCGGCACGAGCGAGAUACGAACACACGUGUUGUCCAACUGUCGGCACUGCUUGUUGAACGAAAAACAGCUAGCACAUCUCAGAACUAUCGUGUAUAUUUCAUGAAUUUAAAUGUGUUUCUUAAUACGACAAAAAAUGUUUUUUAAGUGAAAGUAAAAAAUGCUCAAGUUGCCGAUUUCGACUUUUGUGCUGUAACCCCCACAACGUUGAGUUUAAAGGUUAUUCACGUAUUCGGGUUUCUUUGCGUCACAAGUGCUUCUCGAAACUCACUAUAGUCCUUUAAGAAGCAUCAUUCUUGCAUCAUUCGCGUUUUUUUUGUUGAUUUACCAACACUACACUCACGCUAAGAUUGACCUAUCUGUUACUCUAGGCGUAUUCUACUUGAGCGCCCCUUUAAUGUGUUUAAACGUCAAGUUGCUCCAACAUUAAUGAUGACACUCUAAGUGUAUUUUAUUUAGGCGGCCCUUUGUGCCUUUAAACCUCAAGAUGUUGAGACAUUUAUGGUUUAUCCUCCUUCUGUAUCUUCUUUUACGAAUAUUACCGCAAUAAAUGAAUAAAAUAUGACAGUGAUUUUGAUGUAUACACACACAAUGUUUUCACUGCACCACCUUCUUCCAAGUUUGAAGUAAAUAUCAUUGUGGAUGUCGUACGUCUUCGCCUGAAUACUUUCUUAUUCGGCAUUUAUUUAUU
This is a messenger RNA of Dermacentor silvarum, 2022 nucleotides long. Its product is annotated as 17-beta-hydroxysteroid dehydrogenase type 6. Bases 135 to 1220 code for a protein of 361 amino acids. The record is from RefSeq and is a predicted model, not a curated record. Gene Ontology annotation, molecular function: oxidoreductase activity. The transcript has 5 exons. Lineage: Eukaryota; Metazoa; Arthropoda; Arachnida; Ixodida; Ixodidae.